GUAAAGUACUAAACCUUCUCUCAUGGGAACUCCUCAAAAACCCUAAUUUCGCCUGUCAUAAUUCCGUCCCAGUCCCAUCUCGAAUACUCCAAAAGCACGACAAGCAGCGCCGACGCCGAAGCACAAGGAGGAGAAGAAGGAUCAGAGGCGCGACAACAAUGGCGACAGGGAAAACGGUGAAGGAUGUCUCUCCGCACGAGUUCGUCAAGGCUUACGCUGCUCAUCUCAAGCGCUCCGGCAAGAUUGAGCUGCCUUCGUGGACAGACAUCGUCAAGACUGGUAAACUUAAGGAGCUUGCUCCAUAUGACCCUGACUGGUACUACAUCAGAGCCGCUUCCAUGGCAAGGAAAGUAUACCUAAGGGGUGGUCUUGGAGUGGGUGCCUUCCGUAGGAUCUAUGGAGGAAGCAAGAGAAACGGAAGCCGUCCACCUCAUUUCUGCAAGAGCAGUGGUGGUGUUGCUCGUCACAUUCUUCAGCAACUCCAGACUAUGAACAUUGUCGACAUUGACACUAAAGGAGGGAGGAAGAUCACAUCAAGUGGUCAGAGGGAUCUUGACCAAGUCGCAGGAAGGAUCGCAGCUGCCAUCUAAAUCAAAUCACGAGGACAGAGUGUCAACGUGGAGGUUUCUGCUUGAGAGUAGUCAUGGAAUGAGUUGCAUUUGAAACUAGAAGUCGAAUUCCUUCUCAUUUUUGUUUUUGAUGAGUUUUUCUCUUUUGCUCCUCUUUUAUUCUCAGCGACUAAAGGCAAUAUAUUUGAUAUUAUUCUCUUUGACCUCGUUUUCUGUUCAUUUCAUGCACUUUAGUUAUAAAACUGUGACCAGUUUGCUUAAGUCUAUGUUGUGAUACUUUCAGUAUUUGCAAAAUUGUUUUUUCUUA
This is a messenger RNA of Eutrema salsugineum, 876 nucleotides long. Its product is annotated as 40S ribosomal protein S19-3. The record is from RefSeq and is a predicted model, not a curated record. The coding region runs from base 159 to 590 and encodes 143 amino acids. Lineage: Eukaryota; Viridiplantae; Streptophyta; Magnoliopsida; Brassicales; Brassicaceae. Gene Ontology annotation, biological process: translation; ribosomal small subunit assembly. The transcript is spliced from 4 exons. Gene Ontology annotation, cellular component: ribosome; cytosolic small ribosomal subunit. Gene Ontology annotation, molecular function: structural constituent of ribosome; RNA binding.